AUGCGUGUGGAUGCCCGGCAUGGCAGCUCCGCCACUAUAGGAUCCAGGCUGUACAGUCCCGUAAUGGACCCGGGCAUGGGAAACGCCAGCGUGCGCCGCCAGCCGGCAGUGUUCACGUCCGUCUUCAACUCCAGCUGUCGCUUUGAUGAGGAGUUCAAAUACAUUCUCCUUCCCGUCUCCUACGGUCUGGUGUUUGUGUUCGGUUUCGUUCUCAACGCGACGGCCUUGUGGGUCUUCUCGAAGAUGCGUCCGUGGAAGCCCAGCACCGUGUACAUGUUCCACCUGGCCCUGUCGGACUUCUUGUACGUGCUCUCCCUGCCCACCCUCAUCUACUACUAUGCCAACCGCAGCCACUGGCCCUUUGGCCUGGCUGCCUGCAAAGCGGUUCGCUUCCUCUUCUACGCAAACCUCUACUGCAGCAUCCUCUUCCUCACCUGCAUCAGCGUGCAUCGCUACCUCGGCAUCUGCCACCCAAUCCGGGCGCUGACCCUGGUCAAGUCCCGGCACGCCCACCUCGUGUGCGGCACCGUGUGGGCUCUGGUGACCCUCUGCCUGGUGCCCAACCUCAUCUUUGUGACCACCUCCACGAGGGACAACGACACCCUGUGCCACGACACCACCAACCAGGCGGCCUUCAAGGAGUACGUGGACUACAGCUCCGUGGUCAUGGCGCUGCUAUUCGGCAUCCCAUUCCUGGUGAUCGUGGUGUGUUACUGCCUGAUGGCGCGGACUCUGUGCCGGCCCCGACGGGGAUUAUCUGCCAGCCAGCAAGGCGCCAGCUCCCGUCAGAAGUCCAUCAAGCUGAUCGUGGUGGUGCUGCUGGUGUUCGCUCUGAGCUUCGUCCCGUUUCACGUCACGCGGACGCUCUACUACACCUCCCGGGUGCUGAACCUGAACUGUGAGUUCCUCAACAUUGUGAACUUCACGUACAAGAUCACCAGGCCUCUGGCCAGCAUCAACAGCUGCAUCGAUCCCAUCUUGUAUUUUCUGGCCGGGGAUCACUACCGCUCCAAACUGAUGUCUGCUGUGACUGGGAGAAGAUAUGAUACGCAGAAAGGCAGACAAGACGGCCCUGGACAGCCUCUGGCCCCUUAA
Molecule: messenger RNA, 1095 nt
Organism: Menidia menidia (Atlantic silverside)
Lineage: Eukaryota; Metazoa; Chordata; Actinopteri; Atheriniformes; Atherinopsidae
Source: the annotation of a GenBank genome assembly